This is a messenger RNA of Oncorhynchus tshawytscha (Chinook salmon), 2540 nucleotides long. RefSeq names its product transcription factor E2F2-like. Bases 525 to 1886 code for a protein of 453 amino acids. Gene Ontology annotation, biological process: regulation of transcription by RNA polymerase II. Gene Ontology annotation, molecular function: DNA-binding transcription factor activity, RNA polymerase II-specific; protein dimerization activity; RNA polymerase II cis-regulatory region sequence-specific DNA binding. NCBI's taxonomy places the organism in Eukaryota, Metazoa, Chordata, Actinopteri, Salmoniformes, Salmonidae. The record is from RefSeq and is a predicted model, not a curated record. The transcript has 6 exons. Gene Ontology annotation, cellular component: RNA polymerase II transcription regulator complex.
UAUAAAAUUAAGCUUUUUAGCUGGACAGUGAACCCGAUAGUAGCAAUAUCUCCCCUGCUGAAAAUCUGAAGAAUCCUUCUAAACUUAGUCUUUUCUGGAGGAAUCAGCAUCUCGAGACGUAAACAUAAAAGUUUGCUCAUACUAUACUUGCAAAUAUCGGGACUACUUGUUUAUUUAUUUACUAUCAAAAUAAUUAGGCAAAGUUUACGUUUCCUCUACUGGACAAAGGAUAAUAUCGGUUGCAAAGAUACAAUAUUCGUUUAAUUGAAAAUAUUCAAGCAAAGGAGACCUCUGGUGCAUAUUUCACUUGUGAAUUUUGAACAUUAUUAAGUAAAUAACCUUUUUAUGGACUUUUUGGGACUUUUAUCAAGCUAGCUACAAAUUGAGAAAUAACGUUUCCAGUUCGUAUCGGAAAGACCUCAACUCCUCUCAUUCACUGUCCUGAAUACAGAUUACUGGAAUCGUCGUGCUUUGCUGGCUAAACAUAUUUAUUUUAAACAGUCGUUAUUUUUUAAUUUACGAAAAUGAUGCGGUUGCCCAAAGGCGUUUCUCCUGCGUCUAGUCGAGGUGCUGUAGGGGGACUGUCGUGUUCGCAGAAUAAAGUUUUGUCCGGAGUGAAGACCGAGUUCUUCAGCACCGGGUUACCCAGUCCACCGAUGAACUCGGUACCGGCUGGAUACUUUACCCAAAUAUGUAACACGACAGCGGCCGAACAAAGGGCGAACUGCCUGUAUGCAACCCCCCAUGGACCCGAAGCUAAACCCAUCAGAUCAUCCUCCGGCCGUCUCCCGGCCAAGAGAAAGCUGGACCUGGAGGACCCGCUCUACCUCCCUGACUUCAGGACCCCUAAAGGGAAGGGGAGCACAGCCGCAGCCAGUCAUCCAAGUCCCAAAACGCCCAAGUCUCCUGGUGAGCGGACGCGCUACGACACCUCGCUUGGUUUGCUGACCAAGAAGUUUGUUGGCCUGCUGAGCGAGUCACCUGACGGCGUGCUUGACCUCAACUGGGCCACCGAGGUCCUCGAGGUGCAGAAGAGACGCAUCUAUGACAUCACCAACGUGCUGGAGGGCGUGCAGCUGAUCCGCAAGAAGUCCAAGAACAACAUCCAAUGGUUGGUGGGCGGUGUGUUCGAGGGCUCGGCCAGCAGCGGGGAGAAGUCACGUGCCCUGCGGCGGGAGCUGGGUGAGCUGGAGAGGGCUGAGAAGGCCUUGGAUGACCUGAUCACGUCCAGUAGUGCCCAGAUCAAGGAGCUGACUGAACACAGAGACAACCAGCGGCUAGGCUACGUUACCUACCAGGACAUCAGGUCGAUAGCCCGUCUGCAGGACCAGACGGUCAUCGCUGUCAAGGCCCCGUCAGAAACCAAGCUGGAGGUCCCAGAGUCCUCAGGGGGCUCCCAACAGAUCUACCUGAAGAGUAAGAACGGCCCCAUCGAGGUGUACCUCUGUCCCGAGGAGGGCCUGGAGGAUGCCAGCCCCGUCAAGAGCACCACCACCCCCAGGAAAGAGUGCUCUCAUCACCCCCUGGGUCACACUGCCACCACCUCCCCAGCCAUGGCACCACCACAGUACACCACCAUUAAACAGGAAGUCAAGCAGGAGCCCAUGGAGGCUGAACUCUCCAGACCAACACCGGUGGUCCCCAACUCCACCAGCAGCAGCACUACCCUCCUUGACGUAGAAGGUCUCCUGGGCCUUCCCCCCAGCAUGCUCCAGAUGACAGAGGACCAGCUCUCGGGACCCGGGUUUACCCCUGACCCCAACGCCCCCUUCGUCAGCUUCUCACCGGCCCUCGACCACGACGACUACCUAUGGGGGCUGGAGGACAGCGAGGGCGUGUCCGACUUCUUCGACACCUACGACCUGGGAGACCUGCUGCGAAGCUGAGAGACGUAGAGAGACUUUGAAUCCUAAAUCAAGCCCUACAUUCUAAUCACUUGAGUAGAUCUGAGAGGGUUGGAUAGGUGUAAAGUGGCACUGGCAACCCUGUCGAGAGUGCUUAUGGUUUAGGGUCUAGCAGUUGAUUUGGGAUUCAGGAAGAGAGGGAAGGAGAGGAGGGAUGGGAGAGGGUAGACUAUCUGCAAGAAUAGGGCGAGGAGUUCUUCCCACAUCGCGUGACCUGGAGAAACUUGUUCAUCUAGUUAUAGCUUAGUUGUGACCAUACAAACAGAAUCACUAAAUAGAAUGAAUACAAAUAGUAAUUGACCUGACCAGGAAAACCUCCAGGCCCCAGUUGUAAUAGGAUAUAAGUGGUCAGGGAAAACUCCAGGCCCUAUUCAUGAAGGAGUAGUGUCCUCUGUAGGGGUAUGGGGUAGGGAGGAAAUGUUACACUAUGAAGCCAUCAACUCUUUGCUUUAGCCAUGUCUAUACCACGGUAAUGAUUUGUCAAAAAAAAAUGGGUCUCUGUGUGUCAAUUGUACAUAUAUUUUUAUACCUUUGUGGUUUGGAAUUCAGAGUAGGGCCUGGAUUGACACUGGUGUGUGUGUGUUUUGUGUGUGUGUGUGUGUGUGUGUGUUUGUGUGUGUGUGCGUGUGUUUGUGU